Molecule: messenger RNA, 168 nt
Organism: Loa loa (African eye worm)
Lineage: Eukaryota; Metazoa; Nematoda; Chromadorea; Rhabditida; Onchocercidae
Exons: 1
Source: RefSeq, a predicted model, not a curated record
CGUCCAUUUUGCUAUGACGAAUCAUUGGAUGGAGUAACAGAAAGUCUUAUAAGUACAGUGGAAUCAGAUUCUAAUGAUUCAUUAACACAAACAUUAUCAUAUGCACAGGAUGUAUCGAAAGAUAAUCGAGAUAGGAAAACAGAUGAUGUUGUCGAAAAUGAAUUAGAA